Messenger RNA from Arachis ipaensis, 1017 nucleotides. NCBI's taxonomy places the organism in Eukaryota, Viridiplantae, Streptophyta, Magnoliopsida, Fabales, Fabaceae. The record is from RefSeq and is a predicted model, not a curated record.
UUUAUUUAAUUUAAAUGUAUUUAGCAGAUGAGAUAUAAACAGAGAUAUUAUGUCCAACACUACAAUAGACGCGACGGAUGCCUGCGCCAAACUUCCUGCAGAGUCACAAACCGCAGCAACUUAGGGUAGAUUGCUGCGAUUCAUCUCCAAAUUAGCCUUCCAACGCCGAAUCGACCUGCUUUUGUGUCGAACCCAUUAAACCCGCCGCUAACCCCAAACCAUCUAUUGAUAUUAUAAUCCAAUUUCGCCUCAAAAUAUCCAAAUCAAGGUUCUGAGAAACCCGCGCGCUAAAGGAGACUGCAGAGCGCGCGAAAGUCUUCCCUGCUCUACCGUGCCCCAAUCUAUGACGGUGGAGUCUCGUGGCUAUCGAUCCAUCCUUCUCCCUCUUGCUGUCGAUCCUUUCCAGAAUCAGAUCCGUAGCUCAGACUCUUCAUCGCGCGAACACAUAAGGGGCAGAGGCACGAAGCACAUCUCCCCACGCCCAUCAUUGCCGCCGUUCUCCUCCGGACACCACUAACAACUGCAUUGCGCUUCCCGUUGCCGGUGGAUCCAUCGUCAACCAGUUUCGUGGUUUACAAUAAAGAUUCUGAAGGAAUAGUCAAGCAAGCUAAAAUGAGUGUGAGGGAGGCUAUGGAGCGGUCUCUUAAUGGUAGCAAGAUCAUACUGAGGUUCAAUGAGAAACGGCAAGCAGUCGGAGAUGGAGCUGGCUUGUUGAGUGGCAUUUUAGGAGUGCUGGGUUCUGAUUACAGCAAAUUUUCUAUCUGUGAAAAGAGUUGGAAAAAAGUGCGGGGCAAAGACAGGGUUUAUGAUGAUUGCAUAAAGGAGAUGUUCCACUUUCAGGAUAGCAGUGGUAGAAUCAAGAAAACACUUUUGCAACAAAUAGAGAGGUCCUGGAAGGACACAAAGGGGAAGCUGUAUAACUCGCAUUACAAACCAACAAGGACACUUGAGCAUAAUUUUGAGAAGCGUCCGGAGGAAAUUCCUAGAGAGUAUUAGAGGUGGUUCAUUAAUUAUCGU